Harpegnathos saltator (Jerdon's jumping ant) is the source of this 3598-nucleotide messenger RNA. RefSeq names its product transmembrane protein 98 (gene Tmem98). The transcript is spliced from 4 exons. Gene Ontology annotation, cellular component: endoplasmic reticulum. The record is from RefSeq and is a predicted model, not a curated record. NCBI's taxonomy places the organism in Eukaryota, Metazoa, Arthropoda, Insecta, Hymenoptera, Formicidae. Bases 574 to 1248 code for a protein of 224 amino acids.
CACGGCACUGGAACGCUACAAAAAUCAGCGUAACAUUCAUGCUGGCGUAACGAAACGAAGCGGAAAGCCUGUGAUUGGCCUGGUUCCUUUAUGCCAUACGCCGGUACGUCGUACGCUGGACCCAUGGGACUUCACCCUUAACUGGAGCAACGUUUAGCUCCAUUUUGUUUCCUGCACUGUGGCAUUCUUUUCCAUCCUAUCUGGCAUCUCUGCAUGCCUCUGCAACCUAUGAACUUGUGCUGUACUUGUCAGAGUUCUAGUUCUGAACCAACGCAGUUCAAGUGCAGCACUAGUUCAGCUGAAAAGAACAAACCCAUAACUUAUGUAACACCUGGCGUACUUGCUGCGUGAGUCGUCCUCGCGCGCAAUGAACGGGACUUAAGAUCCGUGACAGUCUCCGCCUCCCACCGGCCGUCAGCGGGAGAGUGGAUCACGAUCAGUAUGAUGAGUGUUGACAUUUCACGUCAAAUGUCAACGUGAGUUCCAUUGACGCUUUUUCGCCGGCGAAGUUUGCCACCACGCUUUGAUUGAUUCGACAGAUCGUCCACCUGCAAUCAUCUGCCGAUUCACAUCAUGAGUUCCUCGAUGUCGAUGAGCAAUGCUGGUCCCUCAACCACAGCUACUGGUAUGGAGACAGUGGUGGCAGUCGCUUUGGGUGCACUUGCAGCGGUCUUCCUCGGCGCGCUCUUGGUGCUCCUGGUGAUUUGUCGCAGACAACGUUGUUAUUAUAACCAGAAGGACUCUGCAGACUUGAGUUCUGACUUACUGGAAGGAGAGAAUAUCACUGGUUUGGGAUUAGACGCUUGGGAGAGCGAAGAGUGGCUGGCUGGUGCUGAAAGAUGGGUGGAUGAUGCUACUGGCUUAGCUCCACCUUGUAUAGCGGUACUGCGAUCCUGCCACACUUUAGCAGCUAGUCUCACAGCCAUCGCUGGGACUGUUAACAGCAAUACUGUACCUUUGGAAAUAGUAGACGUUGCACGACGUAUACCGCCUCGCGUCGACGAUGUCGUGCGCAGCUUGUACCCGCCGUUGGAUGCCAGACUGCUAGAGGCGAGAGUGGCAGCUUUAGUACUAGCGGUGACCCAUUUGGCGUUAGUGACGAAGCACGGGGUGCCGAAGAGCCAGGCCAGAAAGCUAGCAUUCAUUGAUCAAGCUCUCAACGAUAUGGACACGCAUCUGCUGGUGUUGAGGAACGCUGCGUUAGCACAAGAAGUAGCUUGCUCCAUUCCGGCCUCGACGCCAGUCUGAGUUUACUUCGCAGAUUUCACGAGAAUGUUGAAUCUUCUGCGAGGUAUUCGUAAUUUCCGGGUUAUCGGCCUUCUUUUCGCAAUUUUGAAUAAUGCGAUAUCGUGCAGCUGCAACGAGAACUGUAUACAGGGUGACACCGAAAAAGGUGACCAACUUCGGUACCGUAUUCUACUUUUUCCUAAGGAUAAAAAGAGGUCAUACAAACAUAGGUCCGGAAACUCUUCCUUUCCGAGAUAUAAACACUCUCUUGUUUAUGAUUGAAUAUUGUAGGAAUAUUUUUGAAGUUUACACGCAUGCUGGUAAUCAAUCUCGACCCUAAUACCAGUUUUCAUGCAACGUGUGGGCUGAAAUUAUUGGAGACUUGCUUAUUGGACCAGUUUUUCUUCCAUUUAUACUCAACGGUAGAAAUUAUAUACAAUUUUUGGAAACUGAACUUUCUAUACUAUUACAAGAUGUACCAUUGGCAACACGCACUCGAAUGUGAUUUAUGCAUGAUGGAGCUCCGGCGUUUUAGUCGAACUGCCAGAGAAUACCUUAAUAACAAUUACAAUCGGUGGGUUGACAGAGGAGAACCGAUUGCUUGGCCUGCACGCUCCCGACUUAACUCCUUUCGAUUUUUAUUUGUGGCGACAUUUUAAAAGUUUAGUCUGAUAAUAAUACUAUUGAUAGUUUGGAACUACUCAAAAAUCAGAUUACUGCCGCAUGUGACAAAAUUCGCAAUACGAGGUCUGUCCGGGAAGUAUCCGAUCUUGUGCUAUAGCAGGAGAAAGAGUUAAUUCUGGUUAAUGACGACGUCUUUUUCAAAAUACUUCCCUUUGGAAGCCAUAAUCUUCCAGCGAUCCUUCCACUGUCGGAAGCAUUCUUUAUAUUCAGCUUUUGGAUAGCUAUAAUAGCUAACAGCUAUUUUGUCACAUUUCUUCAUAUUUCCUCUAUGUCAUCAAUCUUCUUCCUUUUAGAGGAUUUUUCAAUUUGGGGAACAGCAACCUUUCUCAACAUUUCUGGAUUGUUUUCAAAUUGUCCUGGGCGACAUCCAUUCGAUAAUUCUUGUGGUCUUCCACCAGCAGAUGUGGAACGAAUUUUGUAGCCAUGCGGCUGCAUCCCUAAAUCUUGGCUUAAAAUUUUCCAAAUUAUAGCUUUUGGAAUCCCGAGGUCUUCUUUUAUCUUUCGCAUUGUCAAAUGACGAUUGUGAUUAAUUAAAACUUGAACUUGUUCCACAUUUUCAGGAGUUUUUGUCGUUACGGGCCUGCCGGAACGAGGGUCACUUUCAACUGAAGUACGACCAUUUUUAAAUCAUCUAAACCACUCUUUGAGUAUCACUUAUAGAUUCAUCGGCAUAUACUUUACGAAUCAUAGUGAUGGUUUCCAAACAAGAAUGCUCAAGUUUUUGGCAAAAUUUAGUACAGAUUCUUUGUUUGAUGCGUUCGGUCGUUAUGAAGUAUGACGCGCAUGAGGUUCAACGUUUACACAACAGCAUACCGUUGCCGACUGAACAGCUGUUGCAUCAUGCCAUUUGGUGGAGAUACUCAUGAAGGUUCCCUCUUAAAGGGAGAAAUACUUGUUUUUGAUAAUAGGCCUUCUAGGUUCAAAGUUAAAGCACAAGAUCGGAUACUUUCCGGACAGACCUCAUACACCAGGAAUUUUUGAACGUCUUCGACAGUCUCUGCAACGUCGAUGUGAAGCAUGUAUCAUUGCAGAAGGAAAUCAUUUCCAACAAUUUCUUUAAGUAAGCUUUAAACAUUCCUACAAUGUUCAAUCAUAAACAAAAAGUUUAUAUAUCGUAAAAGAAGAGUUUAUGUGACCUUUUUUCAUCCUUAAGAAAAGUAGAAUACGAUAUCGAAGUUUGGCUAUCUUGUUCGGUGUCACCCUAUGUAAUACAGUUGCUAGAUUUGCGUAAAUAUAGUAUACACAUUAAGUACAUAUGUGUAUAUAUCCUGGUGUAUUUUAUUCGGGAUACUAUCAGGAUAUGUAUACAUAUCAUGUCAUGCUUUUCGGCUGGCGAUGCGCGAAAUAGGUCAUUGCUGAUCUCAAGAAUCUCAAAGAACGCAAAGUUCAGGAUCACUGAUGCAAGGAAACUCGUCAGACAUUUCGUGUCGAUUAUCGUUGUUAUAAAAAUUGUAUACAUUACAUUUUUCGUCACGGUACACGUCGGAAGUAUAUCGCAUGAGAGUUAUUUAAAUGAUCAGUUUUGAAACGUCUAACGAAUGAGAUUUCGUAAUGUAAAGAUGUGCAGAAACGGCGGUCUUCCAUGUUGACAUAUUCCUAUAGUUAUAUAUACCUGCAUGUGUGUAUAUAUACAUACAUAUAUAUAUGUAAUAUGCACACACACACAUACACACGCACACACACACAC